CGCCGGUUCCGCAGCAUCGGCCGCUUUGCUUCCUUCAGCCCCGAGAAGAGCGCCCACAGCCCCCCGUCAUGGUGCACUGGACCGCCGAGGAGAAGAACGCCAUCAGCUCCAUCUGGGCCAAGGUGGACGUGGGCCAGGUCGGCGGCGAUUCUCUCGCCAGGCUGCUGAUCGUCUACCCCUGGACCCAGCGCUUCUUCAACAGCUUCGGCAACUUGAGCAACGCGGCGGCCAUCCAGAGCAAUGCGCAGGUCAAGGCGCACGGCAAGAAGGUCUUCACCGCCUUCGGGGACGCCGUCAAGAACCCCGAGGCCGUCAAGGAGACCUUCGCCAAGCUGAGCGAGCUGCACUGCGACAAGCUGCACGUGGACCCCGCCAACUUCAAGCUGCUGGGCGACAUCCUGCUGACAGUGCUGGCGGCCCAGUUCGGGAAGGAAUUCACCCCGCAGAUCCAGGGCAGUUUCCAGAAGCUGGUGGCGGUGGUGGCCCACGCCUUGGCCCACCGAUACCACUAGGCCUCCUCUUCCUCCGCAGCGGCUGCGCCCGCCCUCGGUCACCCGCGAGGGAGCCAUUCCACCCCCACGACCUGCUCAGACAAUAAAAGUCACCUUUUGCAGACUGAA
Messenger RNA from Pseudonaja textilis, 620 nucleotides. The record is from RefSeq and is a predicted model, not a curated record. NCBI's taxonomy places the organism in Eukaryota, Metazoa, Chordata, Lepidosauria, Squamata, Elapidae.